This is a messenger RNA of Cladocopium goreaui, 8922 nucleotides long. Lineage: Eukaryota; Dinophyceae; Suessiales; Symbiodiniaceae. The record is from the annotation of a GenBank genome assembly.
AUGUCGUGCAUUGGCCCAGAUGGUGCAUCGUUCGGCUCAUCCGAAGAGGGGGAGAAAAUCGCAGCAGAGGAUCAAGGAGCAGAAAGUGACACCGCUAGAAGGUCUCCAGAUGGAGAAGACUCCAAUGAUGAGGCAGGAGACCCAAAGCCGCCGCCAGCCUCCGAGCUUGAUGAGUUGGUGAUGUCUACAGAGUUAUUGCUGAUGAGCCAGACGCGCCGGAGGAAAGUACCAGGUGAAGAUGAACAUCCAGUUCUACCAGGCAUGAAAAAAACCAAAUCGAUCCUCAAGCAGACCACGAUGACCAUCGAAGAACCAGACCCCAUUUUGGGGAGCCUCAUGAGUGGUGAGCUGGGAUCUGAUUGGUCGCCCUCAGGCAGAAAUCGAAACCCCAAAGUGAAGAUCGUGGAUGAUCAAGAAGAACAACGUGCGCAGCGUGAGGCCUUGCGCCUUCAAGAGGCCAAAACUCACGAAAAAGAGUUGCGAAUGCAACGCAGAAGUCAGACCAUUGUUUGGCUGAUCAUGCUCCCAGUGCGAUCAGUCACAUAUUUAGGGAGUUGCUGCAUUUCCUCACCAAAAACGAGACAACUGUGGCUUUUGGGAAAUCUGGCGGUGAGUCUCUUUGAGCUUUGGACAUGUGCCCUUUUUUGGGCCUUCACCAUGGAUUCCAAGAAGUUGACCUUCUUGGGGGUUUUGCUCACAGCUGACCAUUGGGUGAAUGCAUGGUUUCUUGUUGAUGCGAUGCUCCAAGCCCUCGAUCAGUUUAGAGGUCCUGAAGCACAGGAUGGGAACGAAAGCAGCGUCAUUGUCAUGCGCAAAGUAGAUUGGAGGGAACAGAUGCAGCAAAAAGCCAAGUCAAUGUUUCAGAAGCUGCCUGGCUUUUCCGCUUGUAGCACAGAGUUUUUGUCAAAAAUCGCAGAUGUUGGCGAAGUCCUAACCAAGCAGAAGGGAGAGGUCUUAUAUGGGGAGCAGGAUGACAACACCAGCCUCUACCUGAUAUUGCAGGGAGAAGUUGUCAUCCGAGAUGGUGAUCAAGUGAGCUACGUGGGUGCGGGUGGCACGCUUGGAGAGUUCAAGGUGUUUGAUAUGGUGAGAGCCGACAGCAGCCAUGUGGAGUGCAUCAGCGAGUGUGCCAUUUUUGAAGUCUCAGAGCGAGAGAUGAAGAGGUUCCUAGAAAGCUCACCGGCCGAUCGCAACAUGCUUUUGGAGUUCUUCAAGGCCAAGCUGGCUGCUGCAAACAGAAAGCAUGGCUAUGGCAAGUGGGAUAUGAUGAGGAAGGGUAUAAAGACACUUUCUCGGCCGAUUUUGCUCUUCAUGGAAAGUGGCGUCCAUCGCUCUCGGGACAUAUGGUUUCAAGCGGGCUUUGCCAUUGUACUUCUGGUCCUUGGUAAUUUUGCAGAAGGCAUUCUGCAUGCCAAAACCAAUGCAGCCGGAGAACAGAAGGAGAACCUUGCUCAGAAUUUUUUUUGGAUCUUGUUUUUGAUUUGCAAGCUGAUGCGGCAGAAGCUGCCUCUGACAUACUUGAAGCGUUUUUUUGUGGAGCAAGAGACCCAGCUCUUCGUGAACAUUCGCCUCAGUGGCAGUGGUGGAUCUAUGUGGGUCACGAUGAAGUUGGCAGUGAUCAUGGUUGGCUGGGGUCAUUGGAUCGGAUGUCUCCACCUGUUGGUGGCACUGGCUAGGCCAACACCAGAGAGUGGUACCGAGGACAGUAUGUUCGAUCAGUUCCGAGAAAAAUCAUUUGUGCCGCAAUAUGGCGACGAGGAUUGGUGGGGAGACUACCUGAUCUCUUACUACCGUGCCUUCAACAAGAACUAUGAAGGCGCAAAGCCGGAGCGCUUGGAGGAACUGAUUGUGCAGCUAUUUGUCGUCUGUGGCCUCUUAGCCAUGAAGUCCUACGUCAUUGGUUCCUUCUUCAAGCUGCAGGAAGCAAAGAAGGAAUCGGCACGAGAAGUGGAGCAGCUUCUGAACCAAGCAGACAUCGUAUGCGCAACGCUGGAUUUGCCCCCAAGCAUCCGAAAGUCAAUCAGACAGCAUUGCCUGUUUCAGUGGUCAAAAUCACGUGAUGUGGGAAAUCGCGAUGUGGUUCUGAAAACCUUCGCGCCGGACUUACAGAAGAAGGUCAAAGAGCAGAUCUACCUCCCGAUCAUCCAAGCAAAUGAAACAUUUUUCCACGGAGUUACCUCUGACUUCAUGCUGCAGAUUAUUGACCAUCUAGAGGUCACGAUGUUGCAGCCAUCAGAGAUGCUCUUUUGUGAGAACGAUUCUCCGCAGGAGCUUUGCUUUUUGGAGACGGGCACUUUGAUGCUGACGUGCCAGGAGCAGCUGGUGCGCUAUGCACGUAGUGAUCGACCAAACGAACCCACAGCAGUGGGGGAGGUGGCUUUCGUUUUGAAGGUGCCCCAUUUGUACUCGGUGCGAUCGCGCGCCGGCGUGGAAUCCUCUGUCCUUAGCAUGUCGCGUACCGACUUCGAAAUGAUCAUGGCAAAUCUGGGUUCAGACCACGAUCAACUUCUGCAAAAUGCAGCUCAUCUCAUGCGGCUUUCCUUGAAUGGAACUGACAUUAAAGGAGAUGCUGUUCACGACGGGCAGGAAGAUACGGAGCUGUCCCAGAUGAUGAGGGAGUCUGUGCGUCAAGUGUUGCUGAAUCGCACAGCACACAUGUCCACAACCUUCAUCAAUGCAGCUGCUGAAGGGAAUAUUGAACAGGUGGAGCUGCUCUUGCGAAAACGGGUGCUGGUGGACACCGGGAACAGCGAUGGCCGGACGGCCAUGCACCUGGCAGCUUCAGAGGGCCGCGAACAUGUCAUGAAGCUCCUCAUCAAGGCUGAAGGAAAUGUGAAUGCGCAAGAUCGGUGGAAAGGCACCCCCUUGAGAGAUGCAGUGAUGGGCAAGUUCAGUGCUGUGAUUGACCUGCUGAUGGAUCAACACGCCGACUUGAAUCUAGAGGAUCCUGCCACAGCUCUUUGCGAUGCCGCCUCUAGUGGCAACCUCAUGGCACUGCAGGAACUUAUUGAGGUGAAGAUUGAUCCAAACAGUGGGGACUAUGAUCUCCGCACUGCCCUUCAUCUCGCAGCAUCAGAGGGCAAACUGGAGGUCAUCUCUUUCCUCUUGGAUGCGCGAGCGGACCCCAACUUCAAAGAUCGCUGGGGUGGAACAGCCUUGGAGGAUGCUAUCCAAAACAAUCAUGCAGUGGCUGCGCAACUUAUCUACUCCAAGAAAGGCGGACUUCGACAGGACUUGGCCGCAGGCUGGCUUUGUGAUGCUGCAGCUGCAGGGAACAUUUUGAAGUUGCAGCAGCUCACGGAAAACUCUGUGGAUGUGAACAGCGGGGAUUAUGAUGCCCGCACUGCACUCCACUUGGCAGCAACCGAAGGCCAACUUCUGGCUGUGAGCUACUUGAUCGGCUCAGCUCGAGCCUUUACUUCUCCGCAAGACAGGUGGAAGUCCACACCGUUGCAGGACGCCAUACGUGCAGGGCAUACAGAUUGCGCUCGGCUUCUUGCUUUUACGGGUGGCUUUCUGGGCGACUCGGCCACCGACGAGGACAGGGACAAGCUAUGCAGCGUCAUCUCCGAGGACUUCUCCUCUCCAAACACCUGGUCAGAGGUGCAGAAGUUUCAGCGCCGCAUGAAUGAGCUGAAUCAGCGGGUUUCUCGCUUGUUGGUGGCAGUUGCAAAGGGCAAAGCCAGGCCAGAAGUCUUUGACGCAGAGGCUUGCACAAAGUUCAACCGCCAGCUGAUUUGUGCAGUCUUCAAGCAGUGCCCGCAGCUAGCAGACAGCAUGCUAGCAUUGGCUUUGGUUUUUCGCAGGCUUUACGCAGAUGGGGUCGUGCCCUUGCAGUCCUUGACGACCCUGCUUCAGGAUUGUGUUGACUGCACAAAGCACUGCAAAUGGUGGCUGUGGUAUGCGAAGCAGGGGAAGGAAGAGAGGCGCACGAGCAUUGCGAAGUCCACGCGCGAGCCGAAGAUUGAGAAGUCUGCCAGUGCCAUCACGAGGUUGAUGGUGGGAACGAUGCAGAUUGCAAAAACUUUGGUGGAAGUGGUGAUAGCAGCUGGGAAACAAAUCUAUGCGCAAGUCAACAGAGAGGUGAACGCGCGGCGCAUUAGUCAGAAAGAUUACAUCAUCGAUGAGGCCUACCUUGCCCUGCGGGCUGUCACAACGAACCCUUCUUCACAAAAUGGAAAGUCGCAACCCACCAAGAAGCGUCGCAGUCAUUCACGGGCACCUUCAAACAACUCGGGACAAAGGGGGAAAAAAGAAGAAACCGAGGAUGCAAGAAGUCAUGGGAAUCAGUUGGACCUGAGUGAGGUUUGCACAGAAUGUGUUUUCGAAGCCCUUAGCUGGGAUGUGGACUGGACAGCCCCUGCCAGUUCAAACUAUGGCAUCAAUGCAGGGGCCAUGAAGCAGCAAAUCGAGGAGUUGGCGAAAGUCUUGACUUCUUCGCAAGCUGGUGCUGUCAUAGAGAUGUGGGACUGCCUGACCAUCUUGCCAACACGGCCACUCGAUCCAGGUGCUUGGCGAUCAAUGCGACGGGCAACCUGCUGUGACGCAGACUCCAAUGAAAUCAGCUCUGUCUUUGGAAAAGAUGUCUUUCUGAAGCCAAUGAGUUUGCCCCUUGCCUUUGAGCUGGCAAUGCUCUCUGUGCUGGCUCUGGUUCGCACGGCGCCAUUGAACAUAGAGGCACAGCCUAGCCGGGAAGAGACAUUGACGCGGAUUGAUAUUUGCGUGCUGCGCAAUGGUCUGGAAGCAGUGGAGAUGGAGGUCAGGGGCGACAUUGCGAAGACACAGCGUGAGGUGCUGAAGAAACGGGAUCCCUCCCGGGCGCCUGGCAAGAAGGUCAUCCACAUGGGUGGGCGAUUUGCACGGGUUGAGCCAGUGAGCAUUGGCCGCAUCUUGGCAACCCAGCGAGAUUUGUCGUCAGACGAUCUAUGUGCCAUCCUUGAUGUGCAGGAUAGCACUUGCCAGAUCUCUGCCAAGAUGGAUGAAGAUGAAGACAGCGAUGAAGAUGGCAAAAAGAGGGUCGACAAGAAAGUGACGCGACGGAAGGACAAUAUGCACAUACUCUCCCAUCAGUCCAGCUUUGGUGUGAUGAGCUCCGAGCGCUUCCAGCUGAAUCUGUUGCGGCACCUUUUGGAUUUCAAUUCCUUACAGGUGGAUGCCAUUGAGGACGAUGAGCGUCGUCGAAGAGAAGGUGUCACUGAUGCCUUGGAGGAGGACCCCUUCGACGAUGACUUGGUUUUCCGAGAGGUCCUUAGCUCCGGGGAGGUUGUAUGGCACGAUGACAAGCUUAUUGAGGAGAUGGAAGACUUGGAACUCCAGGGCAAUGGCUCAGAUGACAGCGAUUUGGAGGACUCGGAGGACGAAGAGGGGGCUGAUUCAGAGGCCCACAAUGAUUCUCCACCUGCUUCGCCCACCCAAAACACGAGACGAAAUGCGAAGCGUGAAGCCUUUGAGGAGAAAAAGGCAACGUCAAUAUGGGCAAAGACGCUGCAGUGGGUUCAGUCAAAGCAAGUAUGGUUUGGAGGGAAGGCACAUGAUCAAGAAGCAAAGCUGCGGCAGAAGGUGGCGCGGAAGUUCCGAGAGCUGGAUGAGGACGGAGAAGGGCUCGCUUUGGCAGACGUGGCGACUCUACUGACGGACGUUUUUGGACACCAAAUGGAUAGAGAUGCAAUGCUGCGCCUGGCUGCAAACGUUUAUGACGUGCUGGAGAAGAGUGAGCAGGAGCUGCUACAACUGUCGGACCUGCAGGACGUCUUAGAGACAGCCACGCAGGAUUAUGAAGCUAUGGUCAAGCGACAGCGGCAGCAUAGCUCUCAGAAACAGGGCGCCAACAGCAACAGUGGCUGGGUGUGGGUGCAACGACUCGCAGGCUAUGUGAUGCCACCGGAUUCGAUGUUCCUGCAGUGCUGGGACUUUGUAAAGACUGCAGUUGUCAUGUACUACCUCUUGGAGGUGCCGAUGAGAUUUUGCAUCAUCAAUUUCGACUUCCUGGAAGACUCCAGCACUCUGGCUCUGAUCAUCGUCAACCUAGGAGCUGACUUUUUCAUGUUGGCCAAUUUGCCGCUGAACUUCCUUAGAGGUUUCGAAGACAGCAGUGGCCUCGUGAUACGUGACUUCGAGCAGAUCCGACGGCGCUACUUGUUGGGCCCCUUCAGCUGGGACCUCAUUGCUGCCUUGCCCUUCGACAUUUUCGCAGACCCCAUGCUGAACGCGGAGCGAAUCUAUGCCACUUGGCGGUUGCUGAAGCUCAUCCAUUUGCGGCAUUUGUGGGGACGUAGGGUGGAAAGCAAGUCCUCGGACCAACAUGAGCAUGGCUUUGUGUUGACCACCGUGAUUGUUUUGUUGAACUUCUGUGUGCUGGGUCAUUUUAUGGGUUGCUUCUACUGGUACAUCGGCAACGGCUGGCCCUCUCUGCAACAACUGAACGAGCAGCUGGUGACACCUGAGCCGCACACGUGGUUUGCAAAGUAUCAAGGUAUGGACUACAAGUUUGGCACUGUCAAUCAACCUCAUGUUUCCGUCUUCGAGCAGUAUCUGCUGUCGCUCUACAGCAUGAUCAAUAUUUUGAUCAACGACAACAACGACAUUCUGAAUCCAGGAAGUUGGGGUGAAGUCGGUUGGAUCCUGGGCAGUUUUGUGGUAUCUGUGGCAGUGAUGGGGGCCAUUGAUGGCACUCUCGUCGGGAAGGUCAUCUCCCAAGAUGAGACCAUUGUGGAACAGCGUGUGAUGAAAGCAAGGAUCAACACUUUCAUCAAGAACGCUGGGCUUCCAAAUGAACUAGUUGAACAGAUCUUGGUAUCUGAAGGAAGUGGCGAUCAGCAGAGUGGAGCAAAAGAACACAAAGCAGCGGAUGCUCGCAUGUUGGAAACUGUCCUCUCCAGCCUUUCUCACAGCUUGCUGCAACGCAUUGGUCAACGAGUCUUCUUGAAGUGGUUGUCUGCACUGCCGAUCUUCAAGGAUUGCUCAGAGCCAUUCCUUCUGCAGCUGACCACAAUUUGCCGACCCUUGUCGGCUUCUGCCGGCACCUUUCUCUGCCGAGCUGGAGAGUUAACCAGCUUCUUUUGCAUUUUGCGCAGCGGUUCUGUGCAGCUUCGCGAUGCUAGCAAUGAAGAGGUGGAUCGAGUCGACGAACGUGGAACCGCGCUUUGUGACAUCUCGUGUUUGUUUGGACUUCGCCAUGAAGUGUCGAUAGUUAGUGAAGAAGAGAGCACCUUCAUCAAGGUCCCCAUUGACGAGUUGAAUACAGCUUUGAUGUUAUAUCCAAAGGACCAUGAAGUGAUCCACAACAAUGUGAUCAAGCUCACACCAAAUCCUGCCAAGGAUGGCCAGGAUGAACCUGAUAAUCAGGCUAUGGGUAUGGCAUGGGCUGAGGAUGAGGAAGAGAUGGGAAAAUCGCAGGUGUCUGCCUCAACCCGAAGAAAGAAGAGAAAACUUGCAGGACUUGUCGAUCUCAUGGCAGAACUGCCUGUGCAUGACUUGACUCUGGAUGGUGUGGCACGCGUGCGAAAGGAGAUCAAGAAAUUCCAAAAGACACAGGAACAAGAGCGGAUUGGCGAUUUCAUGGAUUUUGCUGCUCAGGGCAAAUGGGAAGCAAUGGAAGCGAUGCUCAGGAGCAACAAGGCGCAUGUGAACUGCACAAACUGGGAUGGCCGAACUGCCCUCCAUCUCGCAGUCAGUGCUGGACACUUGAAUGUGGUGGAGAAGCUUGUCAUGGACUUUUCUGCAUUGUUCACGGUACAAGAUCGUUUCAGCCAUACACCUUUGGACGAUGCAGUCAGAGAGCGCCAUUCAGAGGUCGCUGAAUUCCUCAUCGAAGCCAGUGCAGAGUUCAAGUCUGGGGUUUCUGCCGCAGUCCAGCUGUGCGAAGCAGCCGCGAAUGGUGACACCGCCCAAUUGGAACUCCUUGUGGAAGUCAUUGGAGUCGAUCCAAACCUGGGUGAUUAUGACGACCGUACUGCGCUUCACCUUGCAGCUUCAAACGGCCAUUUAGAUACCAUCCAGAAGAUGCUGGAGUUCCCUACUCUGGAUCUGAGUCCCUUCGAUCGUUUCGGGCUGACGCCCUUAGAUGAUGCCAUCCGCCAUGGCCACGUGCCCGUGCAGAAGUUACUGAAGCAUGAGGGUGCUCAGAUGGGCAAAGUCGAGUUUGGCGUGUCACUGUGCGAAGCAGCAUCAGAGAACGACCACCACAAGAUCCGCCAGAUGAUCGAAGCAGGUGUCAGGGCUGGAAUGGCAGACUACGACUACCGCACCGCACUGCACCUCGCAGCCUCCAAUGGACAUUUGGAGACGUGCGUUUUUCUGCUGCGCGAAGGGAAGGUGGAUCCAAACCCUUUGGACCGCUUCCUGCACACGCCUUUGGAUGAUGCCAUUCGUCAUGAGCAGUUGGAUGUGGUACAACUACUUGUGAAGUAUCGUGGUCGCCCGUCGUCUGACGAGGAGUACUUGGGACGAGUACGCAAUGAUUUCAUUAAGACCAUGGAGGAAGAAAAUGACCGGAAGGACUCAGACAAAUUGGAAAAGGAACUCAAGACUCAUGGCUUCGCAGACCUGCUGGAGAGAAUCGCGCGCUUUCGCACCGAAGUGGAGGAAGAAACGCAUUUGUUGACGACGUGUGCCAACAACAUCCGUUAUGACUUAUGCAGAAUUCUCCACGCAAGUGUGCUGCUGAAUGAUGAAACUGCAAAUAGCCACAACGAGAAGCUGCAGAAACAGAUGAUGACGGAAGAAGGAGCCACCAUACAGAGGUUGCGCUUUUUGAUGGAGAAGGAUUUGAAGACGUUCGAAAGCAGUGCCGUCAAGAUCCUCGAGCAUAUUGACAAUGAGUUCACGCCAUGGCUCAACUCCCUACGAAGUAACACCCACACAAAGGGCCUGCUACCACUUCUGUUGCCGAAUAUCUUCGAAGACAUGGAGCAGCUCUCAUCU